AUGACGAGCGCAAUAGCUUCCACGUCUUCAGGCUCGCAGCCAAAUACAUCGCUCUAUGUCCGGAAUUUGAAUACAAAGACAAAGAAGCCAGAGCUCCGUCGGCAACUCUACUCCCUCUUCUCAACCUAUGGCAAAGUCAUUGAUAUUGUUGCCACGCGCACAGACGGGAUGAGGGGGCGGGCUUUCGUUGUAUUCCGGGAUCUCAGCAGCGCGACGGCAGCUCGGAGAGCGUUGGAUGGGUUCGAAUUCUACGAUAGGAGUAUUGCAAUCGACUACGCUCACUCUCAGAGCAAAGCUACCAUCAUCCUAGAGAAAGGUCCCGAGGCUCUCUUCGACCCCUCCCUCUUCGCCUCUGGCUCCAGCUCUACCGGUCCUUCCGCCUCUAGCAAGAACAAGGUCACCGUCUCCUCCGCUCAGGCCGACCAACGCGGUAGAGAGAAGAAGCGCGCGAGGGAAGAGGCGAGACAGAGGGGUGAGAUUGUGGAGGGAGAGGAGGAAGAGGAGGAGGAGAGUGAUGAUGAGGAGGAGGAGGAGGAUGUGGGGGAGCCGAAGAGUAAGGCGAGGAAGAUUGAGGGGGCUGAUGGGGGGCAGAAGCAAGAAGUGGAAGAGGAGGAAGAAGAGGAGGAAGAGGAGACUGCGAUGGACAUGGCCGACUCGGAUUCGGAUGACGAUGAUGCACCAGGUCCAGCGCCUCCUCCGUGAGGCAAGUGACUCUGCCGCUUUCCCUCUGCUGCUCGUCCGCCCAGCAUGCCCUUGACGCCUUUACUCGCCCAAUAC
Molecule: messenger RNA, 777 nt
Organism: Microstroma glucosiphilum
Lineage: Eukaryota; Fungi; Basidiomycota; Exobasidiomycetes; Microstromatales; Microstromataceae
Product: RNA-binding domain-containing protein
Exons: 4
Coding region: 1-702 (233 amino acids)
Molecular function (GO): RNA binding
Source: RefSeq, a predicted model, not a curated record